Molecule: messenger RNA, 1422 nt
Organism: Anopheles coustani
Lineage: Eukaryota; Metazoa; Arthropoda; Insecta; Diptera; Culicidae
Exons: 4
Coding region: 1-1422 (473 amino acids)
Source: RefSeq, a predicted model, not a curated record
AUGUUGGGGUUCCUCUCGGGCCAUGAUGAUUUGCAUAUCAUUCAUCAAACCGAUGCGCGGAAAAUUCGAUCGCUCUCCGGUGAGCCCGACUACAAGUCGAUCAACCUGACCUGGGAGGUGGAAAGUGUGCCAACUGCCGACGAUCGACCUUCGAAAGGCCGCGCCGUUCAUCUCGGAAGCGAGCGGGGCGGGGCACGAUCCUUUAGCGUGUUCUACUGCGAGCUGCAAAACUGGGGUCCUCAUCGAUGCCGAUCGAAAAUCGUCACGGACGAGUCGACUCCUAGUGGGAAAAGCAAGCAGUACUCGCUGUUGGUGAAGAAUCUCCGCAUGGCCACGAAGUACUCGUUCCACGUGAAGCCACAGACGAAACGGAGCGAUCCCGGACAGCGGGGAGGUGGCCGAGCGGAUGGUUCCGGAGUGUCGGAAGCAACCAACAGUGAAGGCAACCACGGGCAAACGAUCAUCAUACCGACGAAGGGAUUUUCGGCGCAUGCCACACAAUGUUUGCCGCACGCGUCGGAGAUCGAAGUGGAGACGGGACCGUACUUCGGCGGUCGGAUAGCGGCCGAGAAUGGGAACUGCGGCGUGAAGGGUGAUGCCAGCAGCCCGCAGGAAACGUACAUGAUGCGCAUCGACCACGAGCGGUGUGGAAGUCGGGUGAGCACGCGGGAUCUGACCGUCGAGACGGAUAUCACCGUGCAGGAGAACCAGGGCAUCCUGACGCACAGUACGCGCCGCUUCGUCGUGGUGUGCACCUUUCAGCCGGACACGCUGACCGUGCGCGCGAGGCUGGCGCUGCCGGGCAAGGGUGGUGCAGCCCCGGUUCCCUCAGAGUGGUGGCCUGCGAACGGAAGGAACGCACGUGUCCGCCAGUUUAACAUGGUUGGGAAGAGUGGCCUGGUGCUGAAGGGAUCCCGCGAAGACGACGAUAAUGGGGAGCAGCCCAAGGGAGCUAUCGAGGAGGAGGAGGAGGAAGACACUGGAGUACCGGCGGAGGUUCGGGAGCUUCCGGCAGUGCAACCGGUGGCGGAGGAUGUGACCGCCGAGAGGGAUGGAAAGGCCGCGAGGCUCUUGACGGAAGAUAUGGAUGACGUGCAGGACUUGAAUGAAGCCGGUCACGGAUUGGUGGACGAGGUGGACGAGUACGGACAGGACGACAAGGGACCGUCGGAGACAUCCUCGAAGACGGCCAGCUCUCAACGAAGAUCCUCUGGUGGAGCGACACCCGGUGCGAGUACUUUCGACACAUCCGGACUGCUCAUUUCCGCCUGCCUGGCCGUGAUACUGGUCGGCGCCUUGGUGUAUCUGCUGCAGCGGGAGUUCAAAAAGCAACGUAUGAUCCACCAGCAUCAGCAGAUGGAACGGACCGCAUCGGAACGCAGGCGAGGUGGGGGAGUGGCCGCUCCCGGUGGCACCAUGUAA